CCUUAAUCUCACUUUGCUGUUCAUGCUUAGUGGAUCUUUACGGCUCAAGAGUUACAACAAGUCCCAUCCAUUGCUUCUGGAGCCAUGUCAGUUGCCGAAGAGCGCAAACAUCGAAUAUAUGGUUGUACUUUUAUUCAGGCCAUCGGGUGUCGACUUGAAUUAGCACAAUUGACCAUUAGCACUGCAAUGGUAUAUUUUCACCGCUUUUUUGCGCGAGAGUCGUUUACUGUUUAUAAAUACGAGUAUAUUGCUGCUACAUGUGUUUAUCUGGCGUGCAAAGUCGAGGAAUCAUCUCGUAAAGCAAGCGAUGUUGCAACUGCAUGUAUACAAUACCGUCCCAAUCGAGGGAGCAGCGAUGAGGAAAAGGCCAAGAUAAUCCGUGCUAUCCUUUGGCAUGAACAUAUUCUGCUAGACAUAUUGUGUUUUGAUUUCACAGUAGAGCACCCGUAUCGGUUUUUGAUUGACUUUGCCGAGGAAUUAGGAACUUCAGAAACAACUUUACAGGCGGCUUGGGCGUUUGCAAAUGAUAGUUUACGGCUGACAUUAUGUUUGCUGUAUCCGCCUCAUGUAAUUGCAGCUGGAUGUCUUCUACUUGCCUAUCGACUAAACAGCGAGCAGCUACCAAGGGAUGGAGAUUUGGUAGUCAGUCAAGUAGUACAGGUUCUUCGGCAAACCCAAAUCCUUCUCCGAGUAUACGAACGAACGGACACCGACCACAUCAUAGUAAUCACCGCCAUCAACAACACCACCAUAGUAAUAGCUAUCAUUAUCACGAACGACCUCUGACCAACGGUACUAGUAGCAGUAGUAGUAGUCAUAGCCAUAAUCAUAGCAACAGCGCUACCACGGCAACAGCAACAGCAGCAACAUCGUCCCGAAGAUGAGCAUCACCCAAGUUUUAAGCA
Messenger RNA from Zychaea mexicana, 905 nucleotides. Its product is annotated as cyclin-like protein. The record is from RefSeq and is a predicted model, not a curated record. The coding region runs from base 85 to 786 and encodes 233 amino acids. Gene Ontology annotation, cellular component: cyclin/CDK positive transcription elongation factor complex; nucleus. The transcript has 8 exons. Gene Ontology annotation, molecular function: cyclin-dependent protein serine/threonine kinase activator activity. NCBI's taxonomy places the organism in Eukaryota, Fungi, Mucoromycota, Mucoromycetes, Mucorales, Lichtheimiaceae. Gene Ontology annotation, biological process: positive regulation of DNA-templated transcription, elongation; regulation of transcription by RNA polymerase II.